Prunus armeniaca (apricot) is the source of this 282-nucleotide messenger RNA. Lineage: Eukaryota; Viridiplantae; Streptophyta; Magnoliopsida; Rosales; Rosaceae. The record is from the annotation of a GenBank genome assembly.
AUGGGGCGUGGGACCCUAAGGCCACAUGGCGAUUUAACCACAGCUUCUUCGGCCGUGUCUUUUACGGCCUUCGGCUUCGGCCUUCAAUACUGCGGUCGCGAGGCCGAGAGGAUUCUGCCUUUGCAGCUUUUCUUUUGUUCUCAGGAAGGCGAAAUGCUUGACGAAACGGUAGGCGCCAGGGCCGAAAGGAAGUCCCUUCAAUCAGUUUAUGACCGUGAUUUAUUAGGCACAAACAUAGCCAAAUGUGUGAAAAUUGUCCCUGGGUCUAAGUUCAAGAAUUAG